This is a messenger RNA of Hyaloscypha bicolor E, 299 nucleotides long. RefSeq lists its product as uncharacterized. The record is from RefSeq and is a predicted model, not a curated record. The transcript has a single exon. Bases 28 to 210 code for a protein of 60 amino acids. Lineage: Eukaryota; Fungi; Ascomycota; Leotiomycetes; Helotiales; Hyaloscyphaceae.
CAACAGCCUAGAAAGAGGCGCAGAUCAAUGACAGAGGCCGAUCGACGUGCCGUACGGCGAUGGAAGCAAGCAAAUCCAAAGGCUAUACGCGAGGACGUAAUCAAGUGGUUUGAUCAAGAGUUCCACUACAAGAUUGGCCAGCAAACAGUCUCGACUACCUUGAGUACCAAAUACGAUUAUCUCGAUUACGAUACACGAAACGGUCGAUAACUUACUGCCGCGCGCGCAAGCAAGCCAGAGUGGCCUGCUCUCGAAUUUGUCUUAUUUGAAUGGCUACAGAGGUUACAAAAAUACAAGGC